AUGAUCUUAGUUCAGAGUUGUGCAUUCGUGGUUCUUGUUUGUGCAAUUGUACAGGCUGGGGUUCUGAAACCUUCUCAAGAAAAUGUUCCUGGUCUACGAAAUUCUCAUUCGAACGACCUGAUUGAAGAGCUAACUGGACAGUUUCGCGGAGAUUUGGUACUCCGUACAGAACAAGGACAAUCCCUUGGGGAUAACAAACGUAGCACUCUCGCCUCUAUAAGUUCUCGUUGGCCAGGAGGCAUUGUUCUGUACUCGAUUUUCGAGCAACAUUUCACUUCAGCACAAAUAGAACACAUUGAAAAAGCUAUGAACCACGUUGAAUCUCAUAGCUGUGUUAAAUUUGUGAAGCGCACUGUUGAGAGGAAUUUUGUAAACAUCACUGGACAUGGUACGGGAGGAUGCUCUUCCUCAGCGGGUUAUACAACUGGUCUACAAGUAUUGAACUUACAUCCUACACCUGUUGAUACUGAGUGCUUCAAACUGGGCGAAAUCGUUCACUUAUUACUACACACGCUGGGUUUCAUACAUCAGCAUUCCGUCUUCAAUCGGGAUGAGUAUGUGGAAAUUCUGUGGGAAAAUGUGGACCCGAACAUGGAGCAGAAUUUCCACCGAUAUGCCGAUCAUUUGUUGGAAGACUUCGGAGUUCCGUACGAUUACGACAGUGUGAUGCAUUACGGUGAGACUACCUACAGCAAGAACGGUAAGAGGACGAUAGUGCCAAAGGACCCGAAUGCUCGAAUUGGUCAGCGCGAAGGUUUGAGCACAGGAGACAUAAUUAAACUCAACUUGCGGUAUGAGUGUGCUUAUCAAAAAUAA
Molecule: messenger RNA, 816 nt
Organism: Anopheles marshallii
Lineage: Eukaryota; Metazoa; Arthropoda; Insecta; Diptera; Culicidae
Product: seminal metalloprotease 1-like
Exons: 3
Coding region: 1-816 (271 amino acids)
Biological process (GO): proteolysis
Molecular function (GO): zinc ion binding; metalloendopeptidase activity
Source: RefSeq, a predicted model, not a curated record